Messenger RNA from Argentina anserina (silverweed cinquefoil), 2881 nucleotides. RefSeq lists its product as uncharacterized. The record is from RefSeq and is a predicted model, not a curated record. Gene Ontology annotation, molecular function: protein binding. NCBI's taxonomy places the organism in Eukaryota, Viridiplantae, Streptophyta, Magnoliopsida, Rosales, Rosaceae.
AUGUCCACUACUCUCUUCCUCCUCUCCCUCCCAACCUCCUUCCCCUCCAAAUUCCACCACCACCCAAACGACGCCGUUUCUCUAACUGUCCGCGCCGCAGUCUCCUCCCCAGUCAAGCGUACCCGCCGCAAGAAGAGGCAGCCCAAGCGAAGCGACGAUGACUCCUCCUCGUCUUCCUUACUCUCCCCCUCCUCCUCCGCCGCCGAGAAGAGCCUCCGAUUCACCUUCAUGGAGGAGCUCAUGUCCCGCGCCCGCGACGCCGUCGGAGUCUCCGACGUCAUCUACGACAUGGUCGCCGCCGGCCUCUCCCCCGCCCCCCGCUCCUUCCACGGUUUGGUCGUCGCUCACGCCAUGAACGGCGACGCCGAGGCCGCGAUGCAGGGAGCUGAGCUCGGGGCUUCGUCCGGUCCUAUGCACGAAACCUUCAUCGCAUUGAUUCGGUUGUUUGGCUCAAAAGGUCGAGCUACGAGGGGACGAGAGAAGUUAGAUUACGACAUUCGCCAAGCUUGGAUACUCCUUGUUGAGGAGCUUGUUCGUAUGCACUAUUUGGAAGAUGCCAAUAGAGUGUUCUUGAAAGGUGCCAAAGGCGGGCUGAGAGCUUCGGAUGAGGUGUAUGAUCUUCUUAUAGUGGAGGACUGUAAAGCCGGGGAUCAUUCGAAUGCGUUGGACAUUGCUUAUGAGAUGGAGGCAGCGGGGCGGAUGGCAACCACUUUUCAUUUCAAUUGUCUUCUUAGUGUGCAGGCUACCUGUGGAAUUCCUGAAAUAGCUUUUGCUACGUUUGAGAACAUGCAGUAUGGAGAAGAAUUCAUGAAACCUGAUACAGAGACAUAUAAUUGGGUGAUUCAAGCAUAUACCAGAGCUGAAUCUUAUGAUGGAGUGCAAGAUGUUGCUGAGUUACUUGGCAUGAUGGUUGAAGAUCACAAACGUUUGCAGCCUAAUGUGAAAACCUAUGCGUUGCUGAUUGCGUGCUUUACCAAAUAUUGUGUAGUACGAGAGGCAAUACGGCAUUUCCGUGCUCUCAAAUUUUUUAAAGGAGGGACAAAAGCUUUACAUAAUGAUGGAAACUUUGGGGACCCCUUAUCUUUGUAUCUUCGAGCUUUAGGUCGAGAAGGAAGAGUGGUCGAGUUGCUGGAAGCUUUAGAAGCCAUGGCCCAAGAUAACCAGCCAAUUCCACCACGGGCCAUGAUUUUGAGCAGAAAGUAUCGAACACUGGUGAGCUCAUGGAUUGAACCUUUGCAAGAGGAAGCUGAACUUGGACAUGAGAUUGAUUACAUGGCCAGGUAUAUCGCAGAGGGAGGGCUUACUGGUGAGCGCAAGCUAUGGGUGCCUAGACGAGGGAAAACUCCACUAGAUCCUGAUGCUGAUGGUUUUAUAUAUUCAAAUCCUAUGGAAACUUCAUUCAAACAACAGUUUGAGGAUUGGAAGACACACCACAGAAAGCUCUUGAGAACGUUACAGAAUGAAGGACUUGCAGCUUUAGGGGAUGCAUCUGAAUCAGAUUAUAUUAGAGUAGAGAAUAGGUUAAGAAAGAUAGUAAAGGGUCCUGACCAGAGUGUUUUGAAGCCCAAAGCUGCUAGUAAAAUGGUAGUAUCUGAACUCAAGGAAGAACUGGAGGCUCAAGAUCUGCCAACUGAUGGAACUAGGAAUGUGCUUUACCAGCGAGUCCAAAAAGCAAGGAGAAUUAAUCACUCUCAUGGUAGACCCCUCUGGGUUCCUCCUGUGGAGGAGGAAGAAGAAGAGGUCGAUGAAGAGCUGGAUGAACUCAUCUCAAGGAUCAAGCUGGAAGAAGGAAAUACAGAGUUCUGGAAACGCCGUUUCCUUGGAGAAGGCUUCACCAGCAAUCAGGAAAAGCAAUUAGAUAGUGGCCAACUUGAAUCUCUAGAUGUCACUGAUAGUGUCAAUGUAGUAGAUGUGGCGAAAGAGGUUGAAGAUGAUGAGGCUGAAGCAGAAGCUUAUGAUGACGAUGAGGAUGACAAUAAUGAUAAUGAUGAUGAGGAUGAGGACGAUGACGAAGAGGAGGAGGAGGAAGUAGAGGUGGAGGUAGAAGUAGAACAAGCUGAGAGACAGGAUGUAGAAAGGGUGAAGCAAAAGGAAAAUGAAGCUAAGAAGCCUCUUCAAAUGAUUGGGGUACAGCUGCUAAAAGAUUCUGACCAGAAUAGUACAUCAUCUAAAAAGGCAAGGAGAAGAGCUUCUCGGAGAAUAUCAGCUGAUGAGGAUGAUGCUGAUGAUGACUGGUUUCCUGAGGAUAUUUUUGAGGCAUUUAAGGAGCUGAGGGAAAGAAGAAUCUUUGAUGAAUCAGAGAUGUAUACAAUUGCCGACGCUUGGGGUUGGACAUGGGAAGGAGAAUACAAGAAUAGACCUCCGAGAAGAUGGUCACAAGAAUGGGAAGUUGAGAUGGCAAUUAAAGUCAUGCUGAAGGUGAUGGAAUUGGGGGGAACACCCACAAUUGGGGAUUGUGCCAUGAUUUUGCGUGCGGCCAUAAAGACUCCUCUUCCUUCAGUUUUCUUGAAGAUCUUACAGACUACACAUAGUAUUGGCUAUGUGUUCGGCAGUCCACUCUAUGAUGAAAUUAUCUCGCUAUGCCUUGAUCUGGGAGAGCUGGAUGCGGCUGUAGCCAUCGUCGCAGACUUGGAAACUACUGGGAUCACAGUUCCGGAUGAGACCUUGGACAGGGUGAUUUCUGCCAGAGGAACAACAUGACAGUACUGUCAAUAACUCUUAAAUUUCUUUUUGUAGGCCGAUAUAAAAUCAGGCUUAUCGAAGUUUUCAAUUUGAUAAAAUUUAGUAAAUAUUUCCGGGGUGGAUCCAUGACCAUCUAAGUAAUCCGAGAACAGAAACAAUAGUCCCCGCCCCUGAGAACAAACGUAACUUGCCGAAAUCA